UCUCUUCCUCAUCACCUCCAUCUUUCGGUGCCGCAUGCCUCUGUGCUUAAUGGAGCAGGCUCGUUCCCGUAGAUGCUGGCUUUUGUGAGAGGGGUGCGGUUUUUGCGGCCCGUGCGGUUGUUGGUUUGCGGACGGAGCGCAACUGCCGGCGCGAGCGGAGCAGCGAUAAGUUGAGAACAUGAAUCAGGAAAAACUGGCAAAACUUCAAGCCCAGGUGCGGAUAGGAGGAAAGGGCACUGCACGCAGGAAGAAGAAGGUGGUUCACAGAACUGCAACAGCUGAUGACAAAAAGCUUCAGAGUUCACUGAAGAAGUUUGCUGUCAACAACAUUGCUGGAAUUGAGGAGGUGAACAUGAUCAAGGAUGACGGGACUGUGAUUCACUUUAACAACCCCAAAGUUCAGGCCUCUCUAUCUGCCAACACCUUUGCGAUCACCGGCCACGCUGAGACCAAACAGAUGACAGAGAUGCUGCCCGCCAUCCUCAGUCAGCUUGGAGCAGACAGCCUCAGCAGCCUGCGCAAGCUCGCAGAACAGUUCCCUCGGCAAGCUCUUGAAAGCAAGGCUCCAAAGCCAGAGGACAUUGAGGAAGAGGAUGAUGAUGUGCCAGAUCUCGUGGAGAACUUUGACGAAGCAUCGAAGAACGAGGCAAACUGACAGAAAAAUUCACUGGACUGAGGUGGAGCCUCCAUCUGUCUGUUUGAGUGUAGUGAUCCGGGCAUAUCAGACACUCUCCAAAUAUAUCCCACAGACUGUUACGUGUUCCCAUGACCUACACAUGUCUGAGUCGCACACUAGCACUACUAGGUUGUGUAUUUAAAAAAGAGAGAGAGAGAAAAGAAUAAGAACCCAACGCUCAUCUAAACGGUGAAUCUCUUCCACACUGUCGUUCAUUAUCGGAUUACUGUGGUCUUUAAAGCCAGUCUUAAGAGAUUUUUUUUGUGUUUUGUUUAUGAAACAAAAAAGACGUUUAACAUUUUUUUAAACGAUGCUGUGAUCAUUGACUGAAUGUUCUGAAUGUUUUUAUCAAUAAAUCAAAGAAUUGUG
Molecule: messenger RNA, 1045 nt
Organism: Neolamprologus brichardi
Lineage: Eukaryota; Metazoa; Chordata; Actinopteri; Cichliformes; Cichlidae
Gene: btf3l4
Product: basic transcription factor 3 like 4
Source: RefSeq, a predicted model, not a curated record